AUGUCUGCGGUUAAUCAAAGAUUGACGACAGAAGGCCAUAUGGCUUCCCUUUCAGGUAUUUUGUCAUCUAUCUAUCCAUCUAUCUAUUUUAUCAUCUAUAUAUCCAUCUAUCUAUCUGUCGAGGUUUUUGUCAUCUAUCUAUAUAUCUAUCUAUCGAGGUAUUUUGUCAUCUAUCUAUCUAUCGAGGACUUUUGUAAUCUAUCUAUCUAUCGAGGUCUUUUGUCAUAUACCUCUCUAUCUAUCUAUCUAUCUAUCGAGAUCAUUUGUCAUCUAUCUAUCGAGGUCUUUUGUCAACUAUCUAUCUAUUUAUCUAGAUAUUUUGUCAUCUGUCUAUCUAUCAAGGUCGUUUCUUUUCUAUCUAUUUAUCUACGUAUUAUCUUUCAGUUUGUUCACCUCUCCAAAUAUCUCUUUAAGGUAAUAGUUCUUAACCUUUAUUUUAUUCCUCUCUGCUCUUUUCCAUCCUCAUUUCCACUUUAUUCUUUAUUUCUCUUUUUCUUUCUUUCUUUCUUUCUUUCUUCUUUCUUUCUUUCUAAACCUUGUUCUUCCUCCUUUCUGUUAGCUUCUACUUCUCUUUCUCCUUUUGAAGUCCUUUCCAAUCACUUUGCCCUUUCAUAUCCUUUAUGGCUGCCUCGAUAUUCUGCUCAGGCCUGUUCAAUCAGGCCAUUUCAUUUCAAUUCCAGUCCUUUCUCCCACACCAGAGAAAAAGAAGGGAAAGCAGAGAAGCUAAUGAGGAAUGCAAAGUCUUUUUAUUAUACCUUUGGACUGAAUCAAUCUCUAUUUCUCUCUCUCUCUCUCUCUCUCUCUCUCUCUCUCUCUCUCUUUCUCUCUCUCUCUCUCACACACACACACACUUCCCCCCCUCUCCUCUUCUUUUCUCUCUCAUUUUCUCUUCCUCACUCGUCCGCUGGGAUUUUUUAUUUCCCAGUACUUCUUUCUGAUUUUCUUUUUACUAUCUCUCUCUAUCUCUCUCACUCUCUCUCUCUCUCUCUUCCCCACCCCCAGUGUUUCAAAUAUCAAAAACAAAUCUUUGUGAGUCACUCUGACAAUCUGUUUUGA
Acanthosepion pharaonis is the source of this 1056-nucleotide messenger RNA. Lineage: Eukaryota; Metazoa; Mollusca; Cephalopoda; Sepiida; Sepiidae. The record is from the annotation of a GenBank genome assembly.